Messenger RNA from Effrenium voratum, 1104 nucleotides. Lineage: Eukaryota; Dinophyceae; Suessiales; Symbiodiniaceae. The record is from the annotation of a GenBank genome assembly.
GACCCAAAAGCUGGUGGCUAAGGGUAGACCGUUGGAGUCACUUGGCUUGGCCCGAUGGCUCUAUCCUCUCUUGGCUUGGCUUCCCACGAGGCCUCCCGACUUUUGCCUCUCUCCCAGCAGCUUCCGACCCCAGGUCUGGCUGUGCCUGAGCCGCGGCCAGGAUCUGGUGGCAGAGAGGUGGCGUUUGUUCGGAGAGUUCCCGGACUGCUCCCAGAUCGCCCGGGCCAUGGGCGAUGGAGACGGCUGCCUCUUCCUGGACGUAGGCGCCAACCUCGGGGGCUGCUCGCUGCAGCUGGCGCGCCAGGGCUUCGCCGUGCUGGCGCUGGAGCCGGGGAGGGAGGCCGCGCGCUGCUGGGCGCGGCGGCGGAAAGGAACGGCCUGCAGCGGCUGAAGGUGCGGCAGGCGGCGGCGGGGGCGGAGCAGGGCCGCGCGCGGCUGCGGUGCCGGCACAGCGCCACCUGCCAGGUGGUUGCAGAUGGACUCGAUGCGGAGGUGGAGAUGGUGACGCUGGACGCGUUGACCCGAGGGAGGCCCCCCUGCGCUCUGAAGCUCGACGUGGAAGGCUCCGAGGAGGAGGUGAUUCUGGGGGCUUCGGAGACCUUGGGAAGGCGGCCCAAGCUCUUUUUGGAGCUCCACGCCUUCGAGCUGCGGCAGCGCGGCAGCUCCAGCGGCCGCGUCGUGGACCGGCUCCUGGCGGACCUGAAGUACACCAAGGUGGAGACUUUGUUCCCUGAUGCCUGCCUGGAGAGCGGGCAGGGCGUGCCGAAGGGCAACGGCAGCUACCCGGCCUCGCGCUGGGACUCUGCCGAGGCCUUUCUGCCGCCCACCACAGAGGCGCAGCCCUGCGCCUGUGCGCGCCGGUGCUGGCGGGAGCUGCGCCCAGGCGAGGCUGCGGGCUGUCGGUGCUGGGACUUCGGCGCGGGGAGGUGUCAGCUCUACAGGAGCUGCCACCCGCCGGCCCAGCCCAUCUCGGAGACGGAGAGCUUUGCGGGGGAGUGGAACUUAAACCUCGUGCUGUCGGCGGGCUCUCCGGCUUCGGACAAAAUGGUUUCGCGGCUGGCGGCUGGUCGCGCCUGUUGCGUCCAGGGAUCGCCUCAGCUGUAA